AUGUCUCGCCGCCCACCAGCCGAUCGGGCAGCACAGAACCAGCAGAUGAUAAAGAAUCUUCUGAAGCUGACCUGCAAUAAAACCUGCGCCGAUUGUAAACGGAAUAAGCAUCCAAGAUGGGCCAGCUGGAAUAUUGGCGUAUUUAUUUGCAUUCGAUGCUCGGGUAUCCAUCGAGGAAUGGGAACACAUAUCAGUCGCGUGAAAUCAGUGGAUCUCGAUUCCUGGACAGACGAGCAGUUACAAAGCAUUAUGAAAUGGGGAAACGCAAGGGCAAACAAAUACUGGGAAGAUAAGCUAAAUCCUGGACACGUACCAUCAGAAGCGAAAAUUGAGAAUUUCAUCCGAACGAAGUACGAGUCGAGACGAUGGGUGAUGGAUGGUCCGAUGCCCGAUCCCUCUACCCUUGAGGUGGAAGGUGAUGAGGACGUGCCUUUAGCGGUUAUCCAAGAGAAGGCCAAGUUGGAACGUUCUGCUUCCCAACAACAGCAAAGCUUUAACCGACCCCGACCCGGACAAGCGCGACCGCCGGCCGUGAAUUUCUUCGACGAUGAGCCAGCAAACCCACCGCCGAGACCGAGGACCACAGAUAUACCAGGAAGCAGACCAGCCGCUCAAGCUGCUGCUCCAAAACCCACUAAGCCGGCUGAUUCGUUGCUUGGAUUAGAUUUCUUCGGCCCCAGUCAACCAAGCGGGGGAUCUAACCGCCCCGCAAGUACUCCAAGUGGAAAUACCCCUACCUCAGGCCCCUCGAGACCAGAUCUCAAACAGUCGAUUCUAUCCCUUUAUGCUUCUGCGCCUCCCAAACCUCAAGAGCAGCCUCAACAUGAACGAAACUCGUCAUUCAGCUCGUUUUCAUCCCCGCCUCAGCAGGCCUCCAAACCAGACGCCUUUGGUGGCCUUAGUGAUGCCUUCAGUGGGCUUAGUUUCCCUUCCACCACCUCCCCUCCUGUACCGAGACAGCAGUCCACCUUUUCUGCAUUUGACAGCCUCACCAGCUCCAAGUCUUCCCCUGCAGCUCCAAAGGUAACCUCGCCGUCGAUGUCGAGCGGUGGUGGCUUCUUUAACGAUGCUCCAGCUCAGCCAAACCCAAAGCCACGCCAGGUCGCAUCACCCCCUCUUUCCAAUUUUGAUCUGAUGGGGUCAACAACAGCGUCGAAAAAGGCGCCCGCAGCACCACCCAGCGCAUCUAAUGAUAUGUUUGACCUUUUCUCCUCUCCAGUACCACAAUCAACCACCGCUACGACAACGACAGCCACUACCACUUCGCCCCCGCUGACCUCCCCUAGCCACACUUCUGUCUUUAAUCUCUCUUCACCACCACAGCAAUCAACCGUAAAAUCUCCUCCCGCAAGCACCGUUAGCCCAUCAAACGCAUUUUCCGCCAGCACAAUGGACCCCUGGGGCGGAAACGCAUGGAGCAUGGCCGAACCAUCACCCCCUGCAGCCGCUACUUCAAAAGCUACAUCUGCCAUGAAAGUUCCAGAUACCCUAACUGCGAACGACAUAGGUAGCGGUUGGGGAGCGCCAUCUCCCGCUACCACUAAGCCAGCUCCGGCAGUUGCUGCUGAUGAAGAUUUUGGCGGAUGGGCUGACCCAACCCCAGCCCCAGUAAAGAAUGGAAAUAGCACUUCUAGCAAGGGAAAAUCUAGCGGUUUUGGAGGUGGUGAUGACCUAUUUGCAAAUGUUUGGGAGUGA
This is a messenger RNA of Nannizzia gypsea CBS 118893, 1695 nucleotides long. RefSeq names its product stromal membrane-associated protein. Gene Ontology annotation, biological process: endocytosis; intra-Golgi vesicle-mediated transport; endoplasmic reticulum to Golgi vesicle-mediated transport. Gene Ontology annotation, molecular function: metal ion binding; GTPase activator activity. Lineage: Eukaryota; Fungi; Ascomycota; Eurotiomycetes; Onygenales; Arthrodermataceae. The record is from RefSeq and is a predicted model, not a curated record. Gene Ontology annotation, cellular component: Golgi apparatus. The transcript has 5 exons. Bases 1 to 1695 code for a protein of 564 amino acids.